Messenger RNA from Guillardia theta CCMP2712, 885 nucleotides. RefSeq lists its product as hypothetical. NCBI's taxonomy places the organism in Eukaryota, Cryptophyceae, Pyrenomonadales, Geminigeraceae. The record is from RefSeq and is a predicted model, not a curated record. The transcript is spliced from 3 exons. The coding region runs from base 1 to 885 and encodes 294 amino acids. Gene Ontology annotation, molecular function: glucuronosyltransferase activity; xylosyltransferase activity. Gene Ontology annotation, biological process: protein O-linked glycosylation via mannose.
AUGCCAGGAUCGCAGGCGCUGCUGCUGGGGUUGGUGGCGCUGGCGAGCUUGAGGAGCUUAGGGUCGUGGGAGUUGAGCGAAUGCCGAAAAGAUGGGAGAGAGGACGAGGCAUGCAUCCUCUCUCGCCUCGACACAGAGGACGAUGUUCGGUCUGCGUUCGAUGCUACCUCGGUCAGGUACAAAGUGAUCCCAAACUAUCUGCACUCUCGAAUCCCAGAAAAAGACCGAGAUGUCACGCUUGUGACUCAGGGGAGUCUCGACAGACUGUCUCGGCUGAGAGAUCAGGCACUGUCAUGGAAGGGAUCUUUGUCUGCAGCCAUAUACUUCAGGCACCAUGAGCGGCAAGGGGAGAACUUGGAGAAAAACCUAGAAGCCCUGCGGGAGCUGCAUAGAGAGAUUGAAAUGCUCGGUAGCUGCCGGCUACGGAUAUCUUUGCUGUUUGCACUUGAUCCUGAAACCGCGGACAAAGAGUAUGAUACCUUGUACCCGAUCAACGCCCUCAGGAACGUGGCGGUCAGAAUGUCGUACACUGACCUCAUCAUGGUGAUAGACAUCGACUUUGUCCCUUCCAAAGGCUUCUGGGAGUACCUGACAGAGGAAGAGACCUACCAGUCCCUAGUCAGACGCGCGCAACAAGACCUGCACGUAUGGGGGUUGGUGUCUCUCGAACUCCACGAGACGUUUCUCUCGCUCCCUCUCACCAUCGGAGGGGUUGCCGAAUGUCUCAAGAACGCGAGCGUUGUGGUGGCAGAGACUUACAUUAACCCGGGAGCCCACGGCCCGGUGCAGAUCGAGACAUGGCUGGAGGCAAAGGAGGCAAAAGACUCUAGCAAAGUUCUCUCUGCUGAUCUACACAGCAGAUCUAUGGUCCUCUCCCAGACUUGA